CACAUAUAAGCUGGCUACCAACAAGCAUAAAAAAGGCAGACACGAGACAAUAAUCGAAAAGGACCGAUGGAUCAACGAAAUAAUUAUGGUGGGCAGCUGCUGGCUGUCAUCUUACUGACACUGACGCUUGGUACGGUGAUGGUAGUUCAAGCUGCCUUAUCUAUCAAGACCUUUCAGCUUCCUGGGGGACCUGCACAAAAUCUCCUGUACGUCAAUCUGUCGCAAGGUGAUGGUGUCGUGGUCGUGGGUGGACGAAACAAACUCUACGCACUGUCACCUGACGUAUCGCUCAGGGCGUUUUACAAUACGGGCCCUUUGAACGAUAGCGCGCUAUGCCCACCUGAUCCUCUCGCGUGCGAACACAGCCGAAAUGUGACGGAUAACUACAACCGUAUUCUUCUGCAAAUCGGUACCGAACCACUCAUUCUGGCCUGCGGGGUCACGUCGCAGGGAAUGUGCUCGAUUCACGACCCUUUACUCGACCUGAACGUCACGACGUCCAUGGACAAGAGCCUGACGGACAACUACGUUGCUUCGAAGCUGAGCACCGUGGCCUUCUUUGGCACCGGGGAUGACGGGAGAAACGUCCUCUUUUCCGCAUCGGCCCCGGAUGGCCGUCCUCCGGAGUACCGUCAGUUCACCGUGGCUGCCAGAGUGCUCAACACGUCGGGCUCCUUCAGACUGCUUUCUCACACACGGGCGACCUCUAUGGACGAGAACAACAGGCUCCGAAUGCUUCGCUUUGUCUACGGCUUCAGCCACAAUGGCUUCGCUUACUUCGUCGUAGUGCAGAAGGUGCUGAAGGUGUUCCGGGUCUCCUUCGAGACGCGGCUGGCGCGCAUAUGCGAGAACGACGAGUCCUCAUUCCACACGUACGUGGAGGUACCCAUCAUGUGCCCCACUGGACACGGCGCGCUGUCGGUGGCCACCAGUGCCUACCUGGGGCCGUCGAAGUCUGCAAGCGGCAGUGGCAACGGCAGCACCCACUUUCUUGCAGUGGCUUUCGGAGGGGUUCCCGCCGGUAGAACGAACUCGAGCUACCUGAGGCUGAGUUCUUCGAAUUCGGUGGUCUGCUUUUUCGACAUGAACAGCGUCGAGGACAGAUUUAGGGAGACCAUCGAAAACUGCGACAAGGGAUUGUCGAGCGCGAGGCUGUCGCGCCUCUACCACGGCGAUGGCGACGACCUCAAGUGCUCCCCUUACGAAACAGAAGGCAAGGACGUUUGCACACGGGGACGAAAUGACUACGUGGAAAGUAUGAUUCCGCUCGUUGGGCGAGCAACUAUAACGUUGACAAAGAGCCUCGCAACCUCCGUCACCGUUAUGGGGCAAAACGGUUCCACCGUCGUGUGGGUUGGCGACAACAAGGGGUUUCUCCGCAAGUUUCUGUUGCAGGAUGACUCACCUCGGUUGCUUGCAUCACUGGACCUGUCGAAGGUGGGCCACAUAAUUAGUAGGAACACAGCUCUGGACAGCAACGGAGCGUAUGGUUAUUUUAUCAUCGGCAACAGGGUUGCACGGGUUCCAGUCGGUUCGUGCAAUAUAUACGGAAGCUGCUCGCAAUGCAUACAGAACCAAGAAGACCCGCUCCAAUGUGGAUGGUGCGGAGAUCACUGCGCCCAUUUCGCCGAAUGUCCCGAUCGGGAAAAGUUUUCCGCUGGUCGUUGCCCCAUAGAGGUGGAGCGGGUAUAUCCGUUGAAUGGACCUGUCUCUGGCGGCACUGUCAUCACGAUACUCGGUGACAACUUCGGCUCUCCUGAGCGCAAACCUUACAGCAGCAUUGAGAUCCUAAUUGGCAACCACACUUGUGACAUCGUUUACUGGAACCCUAAGCGAGUUCAAUGCAAAACGCCCCCUGUGCAGUACAGCUCGAAAGUGGACAUUUUGAUAAGCGUAAGCGAUAUUUUCAGUAACGCCGGCAAACGUUACGACGUUCUGCAAAAUGGUACGAUUCCCUCUGGCUUCGAAUACAUGGUUGUGUCGUUCAGCGGAGUAGCGCCUAAUUAUGGGCCAAUUGCGGGAGGAACUAACGUUUCCCUGAGCGGAGUUAACCUCGACGUUGGCUUACAGCAGGUAGUGAAAAUCGGCAGAAGCACAUGCCGGAUACGAAGAGUCGAGAACAAGUUCCUCCAUUGUUCAACGAGCACCGCGAGCCGUGUCAAGACGUAUCAAAAGAUGCAAGUCACGCUGGCCAUUGAUGGCGCUGAGGUUCCCUUCACUACGGCGGACAGUCUGCGCCCGACGUUCACAUACAUGCCGAAUCCGGUGAUCGACAACAUUUAUCCCCGAAAUGCAACUUUCAGCGAGAACUUCACCGUGGAGGUGAAUGGCCUAUUUCUGGACAGUGCUGCUGCUCCAUCGAUGAUAAUGCGAGUGGAUUCUUUGAACUUGAAGAAAAGAGAAACAUUUGUGAAGGUAUGUCGCGUAUUAAGUGGAGGCCGCAAGAUGCUGUGUCCCGGAACGUCCCUGCUGCAGUUCUCAGUGAUCACCGAAGCCGAGUUGCGGAAUCACCAGUUUCGCGUGCCAGCGUUCAUCAGCUUCCACAUGGACGGCUUAAACCUGCCGCCCAGUCACCUAGGAAGAGGCGGAUACUUCAAAUUCUAUUACUUGCCGACGACUGAACUAGACAGCCACACCGAACAGGAAGUCGCUGCCAACGUCCCGCUGGCCAAUGCCCGAACUCAUAAUGCAACGUUCACUGGUGUUAAACCGUGGUAUGGCCCAGCAGCUGGAGGAACUAACAUCACUCUGUUUGGAACAAACCUCGACACUGGAACAGAAAGAAGCGUGGUAAUCGGUGGAGGCAGAUGCACGAUCCACAGGAUAAACUCGACUUUCCUGGAGUGCUCAACGAGCGCCGUCGCCAACAAAAGUCACUUGGACCAGGAGAUGCAGAUCAUCCUCAUUAUAGAUAACACGGAAGUUCCUUUUAUUCCAAAAGACAAUCUGGGCUCCCAGUUCACCUACAAACCUGACCCCGUCAUCGACGACAUGACACCAAAGAGGUCUACGUUCAGUGGGAACUUCACUCUUGAUGUGACGGGCGCCCAUCUGGACAGCGUGGCUCAGCCCGUCAUCGUCACUCGAGUGACUUCUCUGAACCAAGGGCACAAAGAGAACAUAAGAAAGGAAUGUCGCGUCGUAGAGGGAGGCUUCAAGAUGCAGUGCCCUGGCACUUCUCUUAUGGAGUCGUCUGUUAUCAGCCACAGCGAGUUGAAGGGACUGAACGACUCUAUUCUCGUGUGGAUCAGUUUUCAAAUGGAUGGGCUGCGUCUUCCACUGGCCAUCAACGGCGACAAAGAACAUUUCACGUUUAUCUACCAGCCGGAGCCGCAGUUUGUGAGGUUUCCGGAAAUGGAACGCGGCAUCGACCCCAGCGAACUUGCAGUUGAAAUCACGGGAAAUCACUUCGAACUUUUCAUGGACCAUGAGCAGGUUUCGGUGCGUGUCAGGGGCUUGGACGACGCCUGUAAUAUCAUCAAUGUCAGCUCUCACUCAAUUGUUUGCAAGAUGCAGCCUGGCAUUCUGGAACACAAUUCACCUUGCGCGUUAGAAGUGGUGUAUGCGGGAAGGAGUUACCCGGUUGGCGCCGUUAAGCUGAUGACAUCUGAUCAGCCAGGUCUUCAUGCUGGUAUCAUCGCUGGCUCAACGGUGGCUGUCGUGCUCGCAGUGGUGAUCACCGGCGUGGGGUUCUUCUUGCGCCGCCGCCGCCGACGUCAACGAGUCAAAGGCACUUGGCAGACUGGCUACGUCGUUAGCCUCGGCAAGCGUCACAACAAGAGCGACUGUCUGGCUAACGGAUUCAAUCGCUACGUUCGAGAAAGCAACGCUGAUGCCCAGCAAGUACUGAUGGAGGCCCCCUUUGACAUUGAUGAAGAAACCAGAACCAUGCUUGAAAGAGAAAAAUUACUCAUCGAUCGAGGGCGGCUCCAUUUGGGUCCUGUCAUCGGCCAAGGUCACUUCGGUUGUGUCUACCUUGGGAGUAUCAAACUCGAAGACAAAGGCCAAGUCCAAGAGGUGGCAGUGAAAACUCUGCAUAACAACUCUCGCGGUGGCGAAGGUGACAGCAUGGCGUUCUUGGAGGAGGCACUCAUCAUGAAAGACUUUCACCACGUGAAUGUGCUUCCGCUCAUCGGGUUGAGCAUCGACAGGGCGGACGGCCUCAUGGUCAUCAUACCCUACAUGAAAUACGGCGACCUGCUAUCCUACAUACGAGACGAGAGAAACACACCAACAGUAAAACAACUGAUAUCAUUCGGGGUCCACGUGGCCGAAGGCAUGAAGUACUUGGCCGACACUAAGUUCGUGCACAGGGACCUCGCAGCUCGAAACUGCAUGCUGAGCGAAGACUUUGUCGUCCGUGUCGCCGACUUUGGCCUCUCCCGCGACGUUUACGAGAAGGACUACUACAGCGGGGAUAAUAAGAAGACUAAACUGCCAGUGAAGUGGAUGGCGCCAGAGAGCUUGGAGAAAGGCAUCUACAAUCACAAGACAGACGUAUGGUCGUACGGCGUGGUCUUGUGGGAGCUGAUAACUCGCGGAGUGACACCGUAUCCUGAAGUGGACAACUGGGACAUCGUAGAUUUCCUCAAGCAAGGACGCCGGAUGAAACAACCAUGCUUCUGCCCCGAUGAGCUGUACGACAUUAUGCUCAAGUGCUGGCAGGAUGACCCGAAAAAGAGACCUUCGUUCGCAAAGCUCGUCACAGACAUCACGAACGUUCUCACCUGCCUCGAGAAGAAGAAGAGAAAUAAGCGACUCGGUUUGAACGUCACUUACAUCAACUGCCCGCGCCCUGAGCCUGCAGACGAGGCCGGGCCAUCGACAGAAUCUCACCCUCUUUAGGCCACGUUGCACGUUGACCAGGUUUCCUCCACCAUGCGUCAAUGUACAAGACAGCGUUCAUCUCCAGAGAGAAAAAUGUCAACGCACUGGAUGAAUGUGUACACAGAUGGAGACGGUACACAAAUAGCACUAUAUACGUUUCGUCACAUAGCGUAAGCCUUCUCUAAUUACGAAUAAGCGAACAUGCAUCAUAGGCUCGCUAGUCAAGACACGGAGCUCUCAGCAAACACUGCAAUAACGUGACUAGGUGAGAAGGUUAGCACACAUUUGGGGCCAGGGCUAAACAUGGGUUCAAAAACGAUAAGCUCCGCGCCCUGUGUCUUGUCGUUCUAUGCCCGGUGUUUGCGCUGCUCUGUAGACUAUAUAUGGAGCUAGAACGCAACCUUCAAGAAGCGCGCCAGACAUUACACGCAAACUGACGUAAAACUUAUUUGCACACCCAAUACUUGGACACACAUCGUUUAUCUGAUCGUCUGAUCAAGCUUGUAUAUUCCGCUCACUGCAAUAUCUUCAACACAGUGCAACACGUCUCCUCUCCAGUGAGUAUGACAGACACAUCAGCGUGACACAAGCAUCCUGUUAUCAUGAUUGCCAUCUUCAUUAGAAUCUCGUAGAAAUGUUUCUCUUCUCUGUUCGUUUACCGGUACGACGUCUAGCUCGGACUUCUUCGGACAGCAUCAAGCCGGCCUGACUGAAAACCGUUUUUAGGGGAUAAAAUACUUGACCGUGGUUGUGCGCGUCGGUGGUAUGGAAAGCAAAUGAAGUAUUAGUACAGUUCUUCAAGUCGACAGGUCUCUGCAGCCAUUUGCAGACUU
Molecule: messenger RNA, 5660 nt
Organism: Dermacentor silvarum
Lineage: Eukaryota; Metazoa; Arthropoda; Arachnida; Ixodida; Ixodidae
Product: hepatocyte growth factor receptor
Exons: 23
Coding region: 67-4845 (1592 amino acids)
Biological process (GO): cell surface receptor protein tyrosine kinase signaling pathway; multicellular organism development; positive regulation of kinase activity
Cellular component (GO): signaling receptor complex
Molecular function (GO): ATP binding; protein binding; transmembrane receptor protein tyrosine kinase activity
Source: RefSeq, a predicted model, not a curated record